Salarias fasciatus (jewelled blenny) is the source of this 4991-nucleotide messenger RNA. Its product is annotated as ankyrin repeat domain-containing protein 27-like. Lineage: Eukaryota; Metazoa; Chordata; Actinopteri; Blenniiformes; Blenniidae. Gene Ontology annotation, cellular component: neuron projection; late endosome; transport vesicle. Gene Ontology annotation, molecular function: guanyl-nucleotide exchange factor activity; SNARE binding. The record is from RefSeq and is a predicted model, not a curated record. Gene Ontology annotation, biological process: early endosome to late endosome transport; neuron projection morphogenesis.
CAUCAGACGUGAGGAAAUCUGCACCAGACCCGGAUCAAAGUCGCUGUUCCCUCGUCUCCCCUCCGGAUCAAAGUCGCUGUUCCCCCGUCUCCCCUCCGGAUCAAGCUCGCUGUUCGCCCGUCUCCCCUCCGGAUCAAAGCCGCUGUUCCUCCGUCUCCCCUCCGGAUCUCUGCUGGUUGACCGGGGAGAGGCAGGGCAGUGACCGCAGGCAGGCGGCAGUGACAGCUGGGUUCCUCCUGGACGCUGCGGGGGGGCUCGCAGGGUUUCCAGCCUCGGUUAGCCUGACGGUGAAGCCGUAAACAGCGUGUGACAGGCGGCAGUUGUGGCCAUGCCACAGCCCGGGUGACCGCGGGGACUCGUUUGUAGCAGAUGAGCUGAAGCGGUGGGAACAGUGUGAGCGGUGGUCCAGGACUCCUUAUGGCUCUGUAUGAUGAGAACAUCCUGAGUAACCCGUUCUACCUGGCUCUGGAGAAGCAGAGGCCCGACCUGUGCGGCCACGUGGCGCAGCUCCACGGCAUCGUUCUGGUUCCCUGCUGUGGAAGUUUGACCCUCAGCACCUACUCGGAUUCACACUUCGAUCAAUAUGUUCUCCAUCCGGAGGAAGACGGAUACAAGACCGCCGACGGAAAGGAGGUCCGGAUCCAGGACAGGCAGGUCCUGCUGGGAUCCGGCUUCCCGACCCCGGCCUCCAUUCCCAUCCUGUUCGAGGAGACCUUCUACAACGACCAGGAGCAGAGCUACAGCAUCCUGUGCCUGUCCCGGCCCGUGGAGACGGAGGCCGGCCCGGUCCAGGCCCGGUCCGAGGCCGAGCCGCCGCCCCCCUACUGCCUGAAGAGCCUGGACGACGUUCGGGACUUCCUGGGGGGACACGCUCACAAACUGGACAAGUUGAUCCAGGGCUUCUGCCAGACCUUCAGAGAGCAGGAGAGGAAGGGACUCCGGCACCACAUCGACUCGGUGAACGGCCUCUACACUCGCUGUCUGCAGUGCCUGCUGCGGGACUCCCGUCUGAAGCUCCUGUCCAAGCAGGGCGUCCAGAUGACGCUCCUCAAGCAGGCGGUGGAGAUUUACGUUCUUCACGGCGUCCACGCUCUCAUCUUCAACUUGGUGGGGACGCUGGAGGCCAGUCAGGACGCCGCCUUCAACAAGACCAGCCGCGGUCUGCAGGAGCUGCAGCAGAAGCACCUGGGAGUCAAACCGGAGUUCAGCAUCAACCUGCCUCGGGCCAAGAGGGAGCUGAGCCAGCUGAACCAGCAGACGUCCCCGCUGCUCAAGCUGCUGUGUCUGCGCCGGGUGGCCCUGACCGCCACGCAGACCGCCGUCAAGACCGCCACGCAGACCGCCGCCCAGACGCCCCGACGCACAGUGGGGAUCGAAGCUGUGAGUGCAGACGACCUCCUCUCCGUCGUCCUCUACCUGCUGGUGAAGACUGAAAUCCCCAACUGGAUGGCGAACCUGAGCUACAUCAGGAACUUCUGCUUCAGCCGCUCCAGUAAAGACGAGCUCAGCUACUGUCUCAGCACGUUUGAAGCCGCCGUGGAGUACAUCAACCUGGGGAAGCUGCGGGACGCACACUCUGACUCUGGAGAGCUGAGCGACAAGGCUCUGUUCAAGGAGAGGCUGAGCCUGCUGGCCCAGAGCGCCGCCACGCCCAUCCACUGUCUGUUUGAGCACAUAGCAAAUGGAAACGAAGCGGAGGUUCAGCGCCUGCUGAGUGAAGGAGAAGCUGAUGAAGACGUCAGGAUGUGUCACCCCCUCUGCUCCUGUGACCUCUGUGACCUGCAGCUGUCAGGGCGUCUGAACGACCCGUCCGUCGUCACGCCGCUGUCCCGAGACGACCGCGGCUACACGCCGCUGCACGUGGCGGCCGUCUGUGGUCAGGCUCAGCUCAUCGACCUGCUCAUACAGAAGGGAGCCUCUGUGAACGCCACGGACUACCACGCCCUCACACCGCUGCACCUGGCCUGCCAGCGAGGGUACCAGGGAGUCACGCUGCUGCUGCUGCAUUACAAAGCCAACACCGACGCUCAGGACAACAACGGGAACACGGCGCUGCACCUGGCCUGCAUGUACGGACACGAAGACUGUGUGAAGGCGCUGGUGUACUACGACCUGCAGACGUGCCGUCUGGACCUGCAGAACGAUAAGGGCGACACGGCGCUGCACAUGGCGGCCCGCUGGGGCUACGAGGGCAUCAUCCAGGUGCUGCUGGAGAACGGGGCGGGGACGCACUUCCUCAACAAGAGCAAGGAGUCGCCGCUGCAGUGUGCGCUCAACUCCAAGAUCCUGGCGCUGCUGCAGUCCAAUCAGAACGGCCGGCAGCGCAGCAGCAGCAGGCGGGAGUCCCCGGGCCACUCUCCGCUGGCGUCGGACUGCAGCAGCCGCCGCUCGUCCGUCUCCAGCACGUCUUCGCUGGGCUCCGAGGCCAGACCGGAGGAGCGGGUCCGGCACCGCGAGGUGGAGAAGCUGCUGCGGGCGGUGGCUGACGGUGACGUGGAGAUGGUGCGCUACCUGCUGGAGUGGAUGGACGAGGAGGAGGAGGAGGAUGAAGGGGCGGUGCGGGCCGAGGCGUCCCUCUGCCAUCCUCUGUGUCAGUGUGCUCACUGCGCCCCGGCUCAGAAGCUGUCGGUGCUGCAGGCCGGCGUCCUCGGGGUCAACAGCUCCAACGUGGACGGCUUCACGCCGCUGCACGUGGCGGCGCUGCACGGACACGCCGCGCUCAGCGCCCUGCUGGUGCGGCACGGGGCCAACGUCAACGCCCGCACCAGCCAGAGCGCCACGCCGCUCCACCUGGCCAGCCAGAACAGCCACGUGCAGGUGCUGAGGUUUCUUCUGGAGUGUAACGCCAAGCUGAACAAGAAGGACCAGUACGGGAACACGCCGCUGAUGCACGCCUGUCUCCGUGGCAACCUGGAGGCCGCCAGCAUCCUGCUGCAGAGCGACGCGCUGCUCAACGUGGCCAACCUGCAGGGCAACACGGCGCUGCACGAGGCCGUGCGGCGCGGCCACCAGCCGCUGGUGGAGCUGCUGCUGAGGGGCGGGGCCUCGGCCGGCGUGCGCAACAAGAGGCAGCGGACUCCGCUGGACUGCGCCUACGAGCUGGGAGGCAAGAACACGGAGAUCCUGAGAGCGCUGCAGAAGGCGUCCGGCCUGUCUCCCGAGGACCAGCCCAUCCGCCUGCUGUCCGUGCCCAAAGGGGCUCUGGCUCAUUCCUUCGUCCAGCGUCUCAAGUUACAGGAUCAGUCCAACGGCAGGAAGCACAAGCUGGCUCAGUCCGCCAGCAGGGUGCAGCAGAUGAAGAGGGGUUCCUCCGGUGCUGCUCCUCCUCCGCUCGCUCAGGCGGAGGCCGACAGGCGGCGGCUGAGGAGGGGGGAGACGGUGGAGGGGGGGGGCGGGGACGGGGCGGGGCCUCGGCUCAGAGAGCGCCCGCUGACCCGCUGCCACACCCUGGACCCCCCGCCGUCCACACACACCCGUCCACUCCUCACUCACACACACACCGACGGCAGCGACGGCUCCGCCUGCAGCAGCGACGCCUCCCCCUCCCCCUCCCCCUCCCCCCCCUCACACACACACGACCAACACACACUCCCGCAGACUGAGGCCACAGCCAGAGACGACCAGGACGACGUUAACGGCGCGGCCGCCGGACACCAACACACACAGACACACACACACUCUGAAAGCCAAGGUGACGACACACUCCAGCCUUUACACCGACCGGAAGACAACACACACUCCACCUGAUGGCCGUCCUCCCCACACACACACACACAGACACACACACACACACUCGGCCUGGUGGCGCGGUCAGAUGUGCUAGCGCUAGCGCUCGCAGCGUUUGGCUCCGGGGUUCGAACCGUGCUCCGCUCUGACUCGUCCUCAAGUUCAACCUGUUCUCCUCUGGUUCCAGGGUUUUGAAGCCUUUAGCACAUUUUCACACGGUUAGCUUUGAUGCUAAUGCUACUUUGCGAGCCUGCCUGAAACCCUUUAGCCACAGGCAGCUAGCCUUCACGGCGGCGUCUUUCCAGGUGUUGAGGAACAUCUGUCAGUCGGUAUCAUAUAAAGUACUGUACAGUGCGGCCACUAGUGGACAAGUUGGGAAACUCGGUCAGUGAAAACAGCUGUUUGCUGUUCCUGAUUGGUUGGCUGUGCGGGCCCGUGUUGACCCGCGGGCCUCAUGUUGGACACCCCCGAUGUGUUUCCCAGCGGAGUUUAAAGCACUUUGUUGUUGCCGUGGAACGGGAUGCAGACUGUGGAGUGUCUGUGUCUUCUACUCGAGGACUACCUGCUAGCUAGCUUUUGUUCUAGUAUUAAGAAUGGAUGAGUGAUUCUGUUUUCGUCUUUAAUUUCCUGUGUUGAUGCUUUUAUUGUGAUUUCAAUUUGUGCAUUCAGAAGGUUUGAGCUUCUGAAUGUCGCAGAUUUGACUCUUUCUUUUUUUUUUUUUUUUUUAAGUAAAGGCUAUGCAAACAUCAGCGGGUGGCUCGCAUCGUCUUCGUCAGUGAUGAACUCCAGCUGUCACUUUCACUGCUGCUUAGCUACAGAACGGGCCUCUGCAACCCCGCGGCGCCAAGGAAGCCUCCAGAAAACCCCGUUUUCGCCUCCGCUCGGCUCACGGCUCGGCCUGAGUUCACGAAGCCGACGGUGGUCCGAACCCCGUAGAUUUACAGUGUGUCAACUGCCAAGAACUGCCAGAGAAAAACGCUUUAAACUGCCAGGGAAGAAGAAACACUCAACAGUUUGAGAGAGCAGCAAGCUGAUAAACACCUGAAAGCUGAAACGGUGAAACGUUGAGCUGUAAUGAGUGGAACAGCUGCCAAUAUCAGAGAGCUGAAAGAGCUUCAAAAAAUCUGAAAUGGCUCAAACUACUAAAAAAAAUUGUUUAAACAGCUCAAAUAGCUCAUCUGACAGAAAUCUCAAAAAAAAAAAAAAAAAAAAAAAGUGAGAGCUUCAAAGACUAAGAGCAAAAACUGCUGAAAUACCUUAAAAAA